Molecule: messenger RNA, 1758 nt
Organism: Homarus americanus (American lobster)
Lineage: Eukaryota; Metazoa; Arthropoda; Malacostraca; Decapoda; Nephropidae
Gene: Fkbp39
Product: 39 kDa FK506-binding nuclear protein-like
Exons: 9
Coding region: 113-1276 (387 amino acids)
Cellular component (GO): chromatin; nucleolus
Molecular function (GO): macrolide binding; peptidyl-prolyl cis-trans isomerase activity
Source: RefSeq, a predicted model, not a curated record
AAGGAGCCAUAGUAUUAGUCCGGCGGCAAAGACAAGUUAGACAACAGGUAGAGACUGAGGACACCACAACAGCUGAUCAUCACCACGUGUGUCCUCCCUUUCCUUCACCACCAUGUUUUGGGGCUUGACACUGGAGCCAGGAAAACGUUAUACUAAAACUGUGGAUCAUGAUUUCCACAUAUCAGCAGCUGUCUUAGAUACCAGCUGUGGUGAUGAUGAGCUGGUCAGGGUUAUAGUGGAGGUUGAUAUCAACGAAGGGGAAAUUAUCAUUGCAAACCUCAGCCAGAAAUAUGGCAUUCUCCAGACCCAGCUUGAUCUACAGUUUGGGGCUGGAUCUGCUGUUGCAUUCUAUACAGAUGGAGGGACAGCCCCAGUCCAUUUAUCUGGAUACAUGAUAUUUGAAGAUGAUGAUUUUUCUUUUGAAAAAGAUGGCCAAAAUCUAAAUGCAGAUGGAAUAGAUGUGGAAGGAGGAGUAGAAGAAGAAGAAGAGGAGGAGGAGGAGGAGGAGGAAGAUGAAGAUGAAGAAGAGGAGGAAGAGGAAGAGGAAAUUGUACCCGUUAAAGAAGACAACCCAGUACUUGAUGCUGGCCAAGCAUCAAAAAGGAAGGCAGAAGAAAAGGCAGAAUCACUUACUAAAAAGGCUAAAAUGCAUUCACCAGGUCAUCAACCAAAAUUGGAUGACAUGGUGGACGGUAAGCGACCUGGCAGUGAUAAGAAUGACAAGAAGGAAGCAGCCCCCGAGAAGGUUGAACAAAAGAAAUCACCCACCACAAAGAGCCCGAAGAAAGACAAACUUCCGAAGGAUGAAUCCAAAACACCAAACAAGACAAAAGAAAAGCAUGAGAAAGCUCUAGUUAAACCCAAAAAGACUCCUGAUACAAACACUCCAAAGACAGUGCAGUCUCCAGGGGCAUCACAGACUCCUAGUAAACCUCCAAAGGUGGUGCUGUCAGGCGGAGUGACGUGUGUAGACGUUAAGGUUGGCACUGGAAAAGAAGCUAAGAAAGGGAAAAUGUUGGUAGUGCAUUAUGAGGGACGUCUAAUGAGUACUAAGAAGGUGUUUGACACAGUGAACACUGGGAAGGGCUUCAAGUUCCGACUGGGCAAAGGAGAAGUGAUCAAUGGCUGGGAUGUUGGCUUUGAAGGAAUGAAGGUUGGAGGCAUAAGAAAAAUUACCUGCCCUCCACACAUGGCAUAUGGCAAGCAAGGAGCUCCUCCAGACAUUCCACCUCAAGCAACAUUACUGUUCACUGUAGAACUAAGAAAUGUUUAUUAGGAUGUAAUUGCAAUAAGAGUGGAUAAGUUCCAGUUAUUUAAAUAAAAAAAAUUAUUUGCAUUCAGUGACCCAUUUUGGUCAUAUGCAUUUAGUGUGAAUGUUAAACUAGUUAUUAAAGUUCAUGAUAGAGUAGUUAGUGGUGCUGCAGUUGACAUUGCAUGUACAAGUUCAAAAAUCUUUUGAUGUUCAUGGGUGAGUACAUUUUAUGGAUGGUUGCUGAAACACACAGCAACUUUUUUGUCAGGUGUUAAGGGUUGUUACUUUUAUUAUGAAGGACUGUCUCUUUUAUAAGAGGAAUUUAUCAUUUAUAACCCAUUAAAAUGGGUAGAUUAAUAUUGUUAUUUAUGCAUAAAUAUUUUAUACAUACAGUAUUUGGAAAAAAAUAAGAACUAUAUACAUCACUAGAUGUGAAACAUUUUAGUGUAAGUUGCAGCACGCCAUCACAUUUGUUUGACAUGAUAAAAUACAGUGGUCAUUCUUUU